Bactrocera latifrons is the source of this 1178-nucleotide messenger RNA. Its product is annotated as protein ABHD11. Gene Ontology annotation, cellular component: mitochondrion. Bases 492 to 1100 code for a protein of 202 amino acids. The transcript has 6 exons. The record is from RefSeq and is a predicted model, not a curated record. NCBI's taxonomy places the organism in Eukaryota, Metazoa, Arthropoda, Insecta, Diptera, Tephritidae.
GAUUUUAUGAAUUCUUAAUUAUCCACUUUGGGAAAACUAGUUGUGUAAAUUUCUGACAUCAGUUUCUAACUGCUUAAAUAUUACAUGUAUUUUACCAAUCAAAUCGUUCCUAAAUCCUUAUUAAAGAAAUGCAUAGAAAAAGCUUUAUUUGCUUCUCCUAUGAUGCGUUCCUUUGCCAACAUAACUCCAAUACAAAUGGCGUAUACACUUUAUGGGGAAAAUAACUCUACAUAUUUGCCUCUAAUAAUAAUGCAUGGGCUCUUUGGUUCCCAGCGUAAUUGGAAAACUGUUGCUCGAACAUUGGAAAGUAAAGUGGAUAAAAUGGGGUUGCAGUCUGUCAAAUAGCACAAUUCCCAUUUCAUUGGCGCCGCGAUCUAAAGGUACCGUUGGAAAGAGGAAGUCGUCCUGUUUAAAAAAUAUUAUAGAUAUUUACUGUAGAUGCGAGAAAUCACGGCGAUAGUCCCCAUACAUCUGAGCAUAGUUCUGCUCAUAUGGCAGUUGAUAUUUCAGAAUUAAUGAAGAGUAAAGGAAUUACAAAAACAUGUGCAAUGGGCCAUAGCAUGGGAGGCAGAACGAUGAUGCAUUUAGCUCUUAAGCAACCGGAACUUGUGGACCGGGCAAUUAUUAUUGACAUAUCUCCCAUUGCAGUGCCGCGAGACUUUCAUCAAAUGGAUGAAAUAUUUAAAGCUAUGGAAAAUGUUGAUAUUCCUGCGAAAUAUUCAUUAGGACAAGGGCGCAAAAUAGCUGAAGAACAAAUUAAAAAAGCAGUGGGAGUCCAAGCAACUGUUGAGUUUAUAUUGAUGAAUUUGAGAAAACGGAAUACUGGAGAAUUCUAUUGGGUUCCUAAUAUUGCUACUCUUCACAAAAAUUUGAGAUUAUUCAACGACUUCCAGGAGCAUGUGAAGGAUUUACCACCUUUCAGAGGACCAGUGAUGUUCAUAUGUGGAAAUCAAUCCAAUUUUGUUGAUCCUAAUAGUUGGCCGGAUAUUCAACAAAUGUUUCCUAACUCGGAACUACAUUGGCUUGAUGCGGGUCAUUUAGUCCAUUUUGAUCAGCCGGAAAUGUUUCUUAAUUUAGUCGUGGAUUUUUUGAGGCGAUAAUUUUAAAUAAACUUAGAUUAUUUUACAUGUUUAUGUGGCAAACCAUAAAUAAUAAUUAAAUUUUAACUCUCAAUGCAA